GUAGGUGUUACUGUGAAACCCUUUGGUACCAAUAAUGUUCUUGACCACAUGUACCAUCGUGUAUGUGCUCAUCAGUGAUAUCUCAUCUGUUUCAGCUGUGUGUUCCGGCAGUACAUACGGACCAGACUGUAAAUACGACUGUCACUGUAAUACCAGUGUGACCUGUGACCCUCAGAAUGGCUGUGGAGGGAACUGCGCUGCAGGUUGGGACGGACCCACAUGUCAAAGGCGAAAUGUCGCUCUGGGAAAACCAACACAUCAGUCGUCAGACUACCAUGGACACACAUCUAACCUGGCUGUUGACGGUAUACUGGGACAUUCUUACGCGGGUACACCUUGUACGCACACAGUGAUUACAUCAAGUUCAGGUGCUUGGAGAGUAACACUGAACGCCGCGUACUGGAUUUACAACUUCACCAUAUACAACAGAGAAGAAAGCAUGGGACGUCGACUCAGCGGCUUCACUUUGUAUGUGGGAAACACCUCCCAGAAUUACAAAACCUGUUAUAAAGACACCACAGCCAUUACCACGUCCCCCGGGGCCAUCGUAACUGGACACUGUGCGGGAGGUCCGGUGUCAGGAGACAGCGUCAGGAUAGCGUCACGGCCAGGUGUACCGCUAACACUUUGUGAAGUUCUCAUCUACGUGUGUUCCGCCGGAUGGUAUGGUGAAAUGUGUGGACGACAAUGUAAUGCAACGACAGCCUGUUCCAAAUGUGACGUCACAGGGACACGAUGUACAGAAUGUGUUGACGGUCGAUGGGAAGAACAUUGUCAAAACAGAUGUGGCCAUUGUUGGGCCGACAAAUGUGAUAAAGUCACUGGGAAAUGUCCUCUAACUAAAGGAAACCCAAGAUGCGAUGCUGGCUUCAUGGGUAAUAAGUGCUGGACAGGCUGCAAGGCAGGUACUUAUGGGUACGAUUGUAACGAGACCUGUGGAUCGUGUGCAUCUGGACCCGACAGUUGUAAAACUACUUCCGGGCACUGUCCGGAUAAUUCCAAAUGCAUGCCGGGAUAUUCUGGUGUGAAAUGUAAAACAGCCUGUGAAGCAGGUAAAUAUGGCUCAGGCUGUACCGAGACCUGUGGAUCGUGUGCACAUGGACCGGACAGUUGUAACACGACAUCCGGGUACUGUCGUGGUAAUCCCAGAUGCAUGUCGGGAUAUUCUAGUUUGAAGUGUAAAACAGCCUGUGAAGCAGGUAAAUAUGGCCACGACUGUAACGAGACCUGUGGAUCGUGUGCACGUGGACCAGACAGCUGUAACACUACAUCCGGGCACUGUCCGGGUGAUCCCAGAUGCAUGCCCGGAUAUUCUGGUUUGAAAUGUAAAGGAUGUGAUGCUGGGUUUUGGGGAGCCGACUGUGAGGAAAAGUGUGGCGAAUGUUAUAACAACGUCACGUGUGACAGAGCAUCUGGGGGCUGUCCAAUCACAGAAGAGAAUCGCCGCUGUAAGGCCGGUUUCUUGGGAUCUAACUGUCGACAAACAUGCUCCCCUGGCACAUGGGGACAAAACUGCAAACUUACUUGUAGUCUGAACUGUCUUAAUGGUCCAACCGGAUGUGACGUCAGGAAUGGAGCAUGUAUUGGAGGUUGUACAGAUGGACAUGAAGGCCGAUUUUGUACCCCCGUCAACUAUAACUACACAGGAGUGGUUAUAGGCUGUGUGGCUGUGGUGGUCGCUGUCGUAAUCGUCGUUAUUGUACUGAUGUACACGAGAAGAUGUCACGGUAAUAAGUCAGAAGGAACCUCUGAGCGUUCGGAUCCGGUCCACGUCCAGAAUCGGGAGAGUUCUAAUCAAGGGAGAGAGGCGCGGAUUUCAACUCCAGUGGACAGCAACCCGUAUGAGAGUGUUUGUGAGAAUGAAUACGACAAAAUCCGAUUUUCUUGUAAUGACACCGAGGCCAGUUACACAGUUGUUACUUAAUUUCAUGGUUUUGGACGCGAAACGCUUCCUGGAAAGAACGGGAGAUAGUGAACCGUUAAAAAGGACAAGUUUUGAACAUAUAUAUAGUUUGAAUUAGAUAAUUCGCUCCUAAAAACAGCACACUUUGUUUUCAAUUUUGAAAAGGUUCAAAGGGCUAAUGCUUCUUUUAGUUUGGGGCUCGGUGAGGGCGAUGCUGGUGGACACAGCUGUCGUGUUUUAGCGGUCCUGCUCGCCCUCGUCCUACAGGGGUGUAAGCAUUUGGCCUAGCUGGAUGUACCGACGGCAGGGAAUUUACCGAACACUGCAGGACCUUCGGAUUAAUAACAGACCCUUUUAUUCAGAUUUUGGUAAGAUAUUUUUGUAAUAACUCUGACUUUGCUAAGGAAAAGUAAUGGAAAGUCACAAUAUUUUUUUUCAAGCAAUGACUCUCCCGGACGGUUUUCUGCCAGCUUACCGUGACAAGUUACUGCAGUAUCCUGCCCAACAUGUACGCAUUGUGACAGGGGCAGCCGUUCUCGGUUCCCUGCUUAUAAACGUGUGGUUCAAAAUACAUCAGUUUUACACUUAAGCCGCAAAAUCCAAUUCAUUACACCGAUACCUGUAUCCACUAUAAGACACCACACUGACAAUCGAGAGCUAAUAUAUUUUCACGUGACAGCCAAUUAUCACGUGGCGCUUUCAGGGCUAUGGAUUGGCCAAGUUCAAAAGGGCUUCUACAACAUGGCUUCUUGGAGUGAAUUGUCCGUCAUUGCCAUAUCCCCAAUAAUCAACUCCAUGUUCUCGGCUUUCAAAAUUUUUUAGAAUUUUUUGAACAUAUUUUUCGAUGACAACUUUGUCGUUUAUCAUGGUUCCUAUGUAUGUAUAGUGGCAGACUUUAUGUCACUUUAAUUACACAGGAAAACAUUAUGGGUUUUAUGAACCUAGAAAGUCCUAAAUUUAACUUGAAAAUUAUAAUAACCCUAUCAAAUUUAAAUUUCAAAGUUCUGAGCAUAUAUUUAGUGGAUAUAUAACAACAGUAUACUAAUAUUAUAUCUCAAAACAAGUAAGCAGUGUAGCUUAUAAGCCUAAAGACCUAAUAGUGUUCACAUAGAGUGUAAAUUAACAAGCGCUUACAACCCGAGUUUCAAGUCAGCGUUUGUGUGACUUGAGCACUUUUCCUUCCAAAAUGUUCAUGGUCUAGACAGUUUUGCGCCAGUUAGGAUAUUCCAAUAAACUUUUGAACUACGGAUUUCAGCUAGACGUAUGCCGCUCGGUCCCGGCAGAGAGUGGCCGCUUAGGACAGUUAGACGCUAAACACAGGUCCCGUAAGUACAGAUUUGACAGGAUAGAUCUUUUGUUACUAAAACAAACAUGAUCGCUUUUCAGAGCUAGUGGGCGGACAUGCUCUGUUGGCACACAGAUGAUUCCUGACUAAAUCACAUUGUCCAGUUAAAAUAAUCGAAGUCCGCUACCUUAACAUUUGCCUUAUUCCGAAUGGAACGUGAUGCUAUUUGAGAGUUUCAUAGUAUGAAUGAAUUGAUAUCUUCAAUCUUGUACAGGGUUGUCAGCCUCAUGAUCUUCAGUGUGUUUUGAAGAGUUAAUAAAUUUGCCAUACAGGGACACGUUCUUCUUUUUUGUAUGUUGUUUAAGGUGAGGGGUAAUUUCCAAUUUUUUGGUAAUUAUCGAAGCAUGAAUUUAAACCCUUGUAUUCGUCAUCUGUUCAGGGGCCUCCGUGGCUCAGUAGGUUAGCGCGUUAGCGCAGCAUAAUGACCCAGGAGUCUCUCACAAAGAGUCCAACUCAUGCUGGCUUUCUCUCCGGCGGUACGUGGGAAGGUCUGCAGCAACCUGCGGAUGGUCGUAGGUUCCCCCCGGGCUCUGCCCAGUUUCCACCCUCCAGAGAGAAAGAGAGAAAGUUGUCAUCUGUUGAAGUCCCACUUGUCAAGCCUUCGUAAUAGAAUUAAGAGAUGGUGUCGAAGACUAUUGUUCCAUCUCCAGUAUUGCACGAUCCUGUGCCUAGAAUACUUGCAUGUAGAUAUAAUUCAUUUUCAUUUGUAACAACACUGCAGUUAAGAUAUGCUUUUAUUUAACACUCUAGACAGAUCUAAAUACGUGAGGUUACUACAGGAGUAUUUUCAUCAGUAUUUUCACCAUGUUAACUGUUCUGUGGUACAGAUCAUUCGUAGAUCUAAUGUUAAUUUAAAAAUUAACACCAUUAGACGACCAUAUUAUUUAACUAGAAUACAUAUUUAUACAAUAUAUGUACACAGACCUAAUGGCUCUUAAUUAUGUGACUAAAUUAUUUUUAAAGUAAGCAUCUACGAAAAUUUAAGAACUAUAGAAUACGAGACAUACCUACAUAUAUUUUAUACAUAUUUGUUACUUCCAAGCGAAGUUGGAUGCUUUUGUUGACAAAUGCUCUUUAGGCUUUCAAGUUUUCUUAUAAUAUUAAUUUUGAUACCUUUUAAUUUACAGUUGUAUUAUCUGGUAUUAUUCCUGCAUAAAUCAUGAUUCUGCUGGUGGACUAAGUGUUCCCAAGGCCAUGCUUUUGGCAUCAGUGCAUAAAAUGUUUACCUAAUUGUGGCUAUUAAAAUAAAGC
This is a messenger RNA of Liolophura sinensis, 4499 nucleotides long. RefSeq names its product multiple epidermal growth factor-like domains protein 11. Lineage: Eukaryota; Metazoa; Mollusca; Polyplacophora; Chitonida; Chitonidae. Gene Ontology annotation, molecular function: scavenger receptor activity. Bases 35 to 1924 code for a protein of 629 amino acids. The record is from RefSeq and is a predicted model, not a curated record. The transcript is spliced from 13 exons.